AUGAUUAAUCAUUCCAACAGUGGCAGGCGCGUCGUCGCACUCUGUUGGCCAAUCGUCCUUUUUUUGUCCCUCUGGCCAAAUGACUCGACAGCUUCGGUUCCAACUUCAGUGAUUCGGGCCCGAGAACAACAACAACAACAACAACAAGCUGCCGCUGCUGCAGCAUCAGCUGAAACAACCAUAGCAGAGCAACCAUCAUCCAAUAACGAUACUUGCAAUAAUGAUGUUGAGAACAAGCCUCCGCCACCGCUGUUGGAAUGUGGGGUCUACAUGGCACCGAGUACGAUUGGCAAUCAUUCCAAUCUUGGAAUUUAUACUGGUUUUGCCUUACAACCAAACGAGACGAUACGAUUUCCAGAAAUCGCCAUUCCACUAUUGUUUCGCAACUUUGAUCAACAUCCACCCAAUUCAUUAGGCGACGGGACCUUGUGGGAUCGUUACAUUUGGGGAGCCCAUGUGGCCAAUUUGCAAGAUCCCUUGGACGAUUACGAUCGGACUCAAGAACGAAGUGUCUUUGUCCCGGGCGUGGGAUGUACGGUCAAUUCCAUGUUGGAUUUGCAAAACAUUCAGUCGACUCAAGGGUCUGUGUAUGACACAGCCAAUGUCCCACGGAAUCACCCAGCCGCCGGAUCCUUUUCGCCCUAUCACAGCUCCAAAACGAUCACUACAAGAGAGAUUCCAAUCGGGAGUGAAUUGCUGGCUAAUUAUGGGGAUGGAUGGAUUCCCAACAUUCCAAAUGUGGCAGUUACCUUGGACCAGCACCUGGAUCAAGCGGACAAGUUUGUGAAACAUUACGAAGAAUGGAUGGCCAAGAUUGUUGAGAAAUAUGGAGAGACGGACAAGUUGUCACCCGAAAUGCUGGAAAAACUAUGGACCAUGGCACGAGGGUUACACCCUUCCCGUGACUUUUCGGUGUUGCCACCAGAAAUGGAUUUGAGUCGAUUCCUUUCAAAAUCAUCGUCGACAAAAGAUGCAAAUGCAAACGAAGAAUUUUCAUCGUCGUCGUCAAGUCCGACUCGAGAGUAUUGGCGAUCCCAAUCCAUUCGAUCCAUGGAAUGGUUGCAAAAGCAUGGAAAGUGUCAAGAUCACAUCAAGCCUGGCAUUUCCACCAUUCCCAAUGCGGGACGAGGGGCCUUUGCCAGUCGUGAUUUGCCACAAGGUACUAUUGUGGGGUAUGCGCCCUUGAUUCAUAUUGGAGAGGCAGGAACGGACUUACUUCAAUUUACCUAUCACUCUUCGUCCUCAACCAAUAAGAAGCAAUAUACCAAACCCGAGCUGGUAAUCAACUACAGCUUUCGUCAUCCGAAUUCGACACUGAUUCUCACACCCUAUGGAGCUGGCGUCAACUACAUCAAUCAUGCCUCUGGUCAGCGAACACCAAAUGUACGAGUCCAAUGGCCCAAGGAAGAGUCCAUUGCCCACAAACCCGAUUGGCUACAAGAGAAGAGUGUUCGCUUCCUACGAGAUACGACGGGAAAGAUUGGGCUCUCCUUUGAUUACGUAGCCUUGCGAGAUAUUGCCAAGGAUGAAGAAUUGCUCAUGGACUAUGGCCCAGAAUGGGAAGCCGCUUGGGAAGCUCAUGUGGUCAAUCAUGUGCCGCCAAAAGAUGCUUUGACCUAUGUUCAUUCGUCCCAAUAUACUGGGGAAUAUCUCAAGACACGAAACGAACAACUGUCGGAUCCCUAUCCGACCAAUUUGCACACACUCUGUCGCCCUUGGUUCACCCAGCGACCGGAUGGAACCAAUGUUUUUGCCCGUCCUAUGAGGCAAGACGAUCAAUAUGUGACAUGCGAGGUAGUGGAACGAAAUCCCAGAGACGACUCUACGACGUAUACCGUUCAAAUGUCGCUUGGUGGUGGUGAUGGUGGUGGUUCCAACACCAACAAGAACAAGGUUGUAGUUGUGGUUGUGCAGGGAGUUCCAAGACCCGAGGGGAUCGAACUCUUCGACAAGGUCUUUUCGCAAGACAUGCACUUGCCCCAAGCAUUUCGGCAUCCCAUUUCCAUACCCAAUGAUAUAUUUCCAGAAGCGUGGAAGAACAAGCUAUGA
This is a messenger RNA of Cylindrotheca closterium, 2049 nucleotides long. NCBI's taxonomy places the organism in Eukaryota, Bacillariophyta, Bacillariophyceae, Bacillariales, Bacillariaceae. The record is from the annotation of a GenBank genome assembly.